Agelaius phoeniceus (red-winged blackbird) is the source of this 5473-nucleotide messenger RNA. RefSeq names its product lin-54 DREAM MuvB core complex component (gene LIN54). Gene Ontology annotation, biological process: regulation of DNA-templated transcription. Gene Ontology annotation, cellular component: nucleus. The record is from RefSeq and is a predicted model, not a curated record. Lineage: Eukaryota; Metazoa; Chordata; Aves; Passeriformes; Icteridae.
UCCACGGGAAUUACAGCGCGAGUGGGAUACGGCCGGGCCGCCACCGCCUCCUCCGCGGGUGGUGCCCGCGCGCGGCCCCGGAAGCGGACGGCGGGGCGGGGCGGUCCCGGAAGCGUGGGGCGCUGCGCCGGCGGUUGCCAGGGCGGCGCGGUAUUAUGGGAUGCGGCGGGGGAAUGGCGCGGGGCGCGUGAUUUUGAACAAACGCGGCGGCGGGAUCGGCGCGGGCGCGGCCGCCGCCGCCGCGGCCGCCGGGAGCGGCACCGGGGGGCGCCGGCACCGGCCAGAGGCAUUGCUAGCGGAGGAAGGAGAAGAGCGCCCGCCCGCCCGAAGCUCUUCAACUUGUUAUGUUACAACACCUGAGACUUCAGAGAUCUGAGCAGCCUGCAUUUGAAGUGACCCACGUGGUAUUGGAGCAGGGAUGAAGAUGUCACAGAAAUUCCUGUUUCUCCUGUUGAAUUGAUCUCAACUCAAAAUCUUAAUGUGGAAUUUAAUUCCACAAAGUACCUGCUCCGGCCAUUGCUGCCACAGCUUCUAAAAUGGAGGUGGUUUCAGCAGAAGUGAACAGCUUGCUCCCUGAGGAAAUCAUGGACACAGGCAUAACUCUGGUGGAGGACGACAGCAUCGAGGCUGUUAUCGUGUCGUCGCCCAUGGGAGGAGAGUCCAUUCCCAUGGAAACAGAACUGGAAGAAAUAGUGAACAUAAGCACCACCAGCGACUCCUCAGCCACGACCACAGCCACAGUCACCACGGAAUCGGUUCCUGCACCCAGCAGCCACUCGGGAGAUGCAGCACUUACCACCACAACAACCCCAAGCCCUGAUGUGAAUGCAGCUGUAAAGCCUGCCUUUCCAGGUGGCCUCCAUAAACUCGGUGCUCAGACCCCUGUCACUAUCUCAGCUAAUCAGAUUAUUCUGAACAAGGCCACUGAUAUUAAAAUAGGCAGUCAGAGUAUUAAGCCGGACGGGCAAAAGCUGAUUGUAACAACUUUGGGCAAGUCCGGCCAGCCUAUUGUUUUAGCAUUACCCCACAGCCAGCUCCCGCAGUCACAGAAGGCCGUGUCCCAAGCCCAGGCUGGAGACUCCAAGGUACAAGGCCAGCAGAUCAAAGUUGUCAUUGGAGGUCGGUCGGAAGUGAAACCUGUUGUGGGUGUCUCAGCUUUGACGCAGGGGAGUCAGCUGAUAAACACUGCGGCCCAGCCCUCUGUCUUGCAGUCCCAGCAAGUAAAAACAGUACAGAUUGCGAAGAAGACUCGAACCCCAACUUCUGGCCCGGUGAUCACCAAGCUGAUAUUUGCAAAACCAAUCAAUAGCAAAGCUGUUACAGGGCAGACCACUCAAGUGUCACCAGUCAUUGCAGGUAGGGUUUUUUCACAGUCUGCUCCAGGGACACCACCAAAGACAAUAACCAUCUCAGAGAGUGGAGUCAUUGGAUCAUCUUUGAGUACAACAACACAACAGACACCGAAUAAAAUAGCUAUCUCACCACUCAAAUCCCCCAAUAAGCUAACAGUGGUGUCAGUGGCCUCCCAGCCUCCCAGCUCCCCCCAGAAGACGGUGGGCGUCCCACUGAAUGUAGCGUUAGGACAGCAGAUCCUCACAGUGCAGCAGUCAGCACCCUCCUCCCCUGGGAAGGCCAUAGUCAACCACACAACCACCCAGGCUGUGAAAUCAGCAGUGCAGACCAUUACUGUAGGAGGAGUGGGUACGUCUCAAUUUAAGACAAUUAUUCCCUUGGCAACUGCACCCAAUGUUCAGCAGAUUCAGGUACCUGGAAGCAAGUUCCAUUAUGUCAGACUCGUUACUGCCACAACAGCCAGUAGUUCAACACAAUCUGCCAGUCAAAAUCCCAGUACGAAUACUCAGCCUCUGCAACAGGCGAAGCCCGUGGUGGUGAACGCGACCCCCGUGCGUAUGUCAGUUCCCAUAGUGCCAGCACAGACUGUGAAACAGGUGGUGCCCAAACCAAUCAACUCAACUUCUCAAAUAGUCACUACCAGUCAGCCCCAACAAAGACUUAUCAUGCCAGCCACUCCACUGCCACAGAUCCAGCCCAACCUCACCAACCUCCCCCCAGGCACUGUGCUGGCACCAGCCCCUGGCACAGGAAAUGUUGGCUAUGCAGUCCUUCCAGCUCAGUAUGUCACACAGCUCCAACAGUCAUCCUAUGUAUCCAUAGCAAGCAACACUGGCUUCACAGGGACAUCCAGUGUCCAGUCCCAGGCACGGCUGCCAUUCAAUGGAAUAAUUUCUUCUGAGUCUGCAAACCGCCCCAGGAAGCCUUGCAAUUGUACUAAGUCUCUGUGUUUGAAAUUGUAUUGUGACUGUUUUGCAAACGGUGAAUUCUGCAAUAACUGCAACUGUACAAAUUGUUAUAACAACCUGGACCAUGAAAACGAUAGGCAAAAAGCAAUAAAGGCCUGCCUGGACAGAAACCCUGAAGCCUUCAAGCCCAAAAUAGGGAAAGGAAAGGAAGGAGAAUCGGAUCGGAGGCACAGCAAAGGGUGUAACUGUAAACGCUCGGGAUGUCUCAAAAACUACUGCGAAUGUUAUGAGGCAAAAAUCAUGUGUUCUUCCAUAUGCAAAUGCAUUGGCUGUAAAAAUUUUGAAGAAAGCCCGGAGCGAAAGACAUUGAUGCAUUUAGCAGAUGCUGCAGAGGUCAGGGUGCAGCAGCAGACUGCUGCAAAGACCAAGUUAUCUUCCCAGAUCUCAGACUUGCUGACAAGGCCAACACCAGCACUCAGCAGUGGUGGUGGGAAGCUGCCCUUCACAUUUGUCACCAAGGAGGUGGCCGAUGCAACCUGUGAAUGCCUCCUGGCACAGGCAGAGCAGGCGGAGAAGACGGGCAAGUCCAAAGCUGCAGCAGAGCGCAUGGUCCUGGAGGAGUUUGGACGCUGUCUGAUGAGGGUUAUCAGCUCUGCAGGGAAGUCCAAAGGUGACCCUUGUGCCAUGAACUGCUGACUCGUGCACAUGAGCCACAAUGAAGCGGACUGAACAGAACACUUAAGGCACAGGGACACUUUGGUUUAGCAUAAAGGAUGGAUUUAAUAAUAUUUGUUAAUUUGGUGCUUGUUGUAAAUUGACCCAUGUAAGAUUGAAACGAGAAAUUCUUUUAUAACAAGAUGUAGAGCCUUUUAAAUCUUAGCUAAAUCCUCUUCUAUGUCAGACAAUGCCUAAAAUUCAGUUCUUCCCAAUGUACAGCUUUUACCCUGGGUUUCUUAAAAAUUAGAUGUGUUCUCCCCUUUCUCCCAGAAUAAUUGUCUGAAGGGCAUAUAUAAAUUAUUAUAAUAUAUAUUAUUUACAGUGUAUGGAUUUGCAUCACUGUGCAUACAGGAAAACACAGGUGAUGUCAACAGCCAGGUCAUGCUUUUGCUGACAGGCCUGUAAUAUGGAGGUACCAGUGUAUCCAAGAUAAUUCAGAAAGGAAAUAGGUAGAAAUAAGCAUAUAAAUGGAAGGUAGUACUUGUAUUUAGGACCUGACACAGCAUGUCCCUGAAGUGCAUGGAGCACUGUGAGAUGCAUAGGCAAUAAUACAGAGGGGUUGCUUGCAGAUGCAGCACUGAGCAAGUGGUGGAGAAUGUUUCUGGAGCAGGGCCCAAGGAGUAUAGAGGUGAAUGGCAUUACAGGGAAUUUUUGAUAGGAAUGGGGCAGAGUGCUCAGGUGUUUCUUAAGCUGGAACUUGAAGGCUAAGAGAGUGGCCUGUCCUCAGCAGUGAGGAAGAGCAGCCACGCCACAAUGCCAGACUGUCUGCCCAGCGUAGUGUUACCUAGGUGUGUAGCAGAUUGAUGCUGUUGUUUGGGUGAAGCUUGGUUUUUCAGAGGUCUGCAGCAGUCUGAUCCCUCACUGGAAGAAGGGCUGUGCAGUCCCUUGUUUUCUGGUAUCAAGCUGUAACCUUGGGAAAGUGUUUAGGCCUGAGAAGCUGAAGUCACUGGAGAUGACAAUCUGCAUCUGAAUCGACUUGCAAAUGCAGGUAAGGGAUCAUGUUCAGCCUGCUGUGGGUAUUCAGGAUGCUGCUUCUCUCCAUGCUGGCAAUUUACUUGGCAUAAGGGCUCUUUUAGUGUUGUUUAGAAUAAUUGUGAGAGCUGUGAUCAGAGAAAGUACUAGCACAGAAUCAGGAUUGCUACAAAACCAGACACAAAUCCUUUUACACUAAAUGGGGGGCAAUCAGCUAUAGGUGGGCUCAGACUAAAGCAGGGGGUUUUUUUCAGUAUUUGCUACAGGCAAUAUCAGAUCACAUUUUUGAUAGUGGAACACAUUUGCAGAAUUAACCUGGUGGGUUACUUACCUAUCAUGAACAUCCAUUAACCAUGUUUAAUCACAGGCAUUUUUAUUACCUGUCUCACUGCAGCCUGAACUAGCUAUUUUUUUUUUCCAAAAGGGAUUUUGCAUUCCUUCUAUACAACUGUAAAUACAGAGAAAUGCAGGGCCAGGCUGGGGAGAGGUAGGGGCUAGGCACACCAGCAGCAGAGAUUUGUGCCUCUGUGUGUGAAGGCAGUAGGGUGGGAGGGUGCUUCACUUCCCAGCCCUGUGCACUGCACAGAAGGCCCUUGACCCUUCUCUGGUGCCUCCUUGAAAUGCCUGGGAGGCAUGAAGGGCUUGGGAGGCAGUCAGCAGCAGUGAUGGGCUCACAGACAGGUCUGACCUGCCUGAAGGGCUCUGUCUGCUAAGGACAUCUCCCUGAGCAUAAAUUGCAAUGUUUGUGCAAAUCUCUGAAAAGGGAAUCCACCUCUCCUGUAAGUAAAUGCCACAUUUUUUCAUUAUUAGGACUUGGAUUUACUAAAAAAUCAGUGCAGUAACUUUACCUGUAGAUAGUGCAGAUAUUCUGUUCCCUUCUAGUGACCUAAUAUAGUCUGUCCAGUAAGAUUUGUAUAAAUGUAAAUUAGUGUAAGUGAAUAAAGUAAUACCUACUUACGUUAUUUUUCAAACAGAUUGCAAUAUGCCUUUUGUUUAGACUUCAAUCUGUGUUAAUUUUGUAUAUAUUCAGUGUCUUACUCUAAAUUGCACCUUUUGUGAUGUGUAUUUAUAUACAGUGUGCAAAAGCACUUGUGAAAUUUAGAUUACAGUUGUAAUUAUGUAUGAUGGCAUUGCUGGAGAAUAUUUUGCUUGUAAAGACUUUGAAGGUGCAAUCAAAUGCUCUUAGUUCUUCUAUUUUGUUUUGAACAAGCUUUCUCAAAUAUUAAGCUUGGAUUCCUCUCUCCCUUCUCCCUGGUGUAGAGUGUAUGAAUUGGUUUUUGUACUUCCUUAGCCAUUUGCAUCAAACUGCUGGACAAGAUUAACAGUCAAGUUCAUCCAGUUACAUAAAAAAUAAUUGGGAAUGGGACAAGGAUUCAUUUUAUAGUUCUGUUUACAUCCAAAAGUAGAAAAAUUAAAUUUAUAUUUACAAGACCUAUUCAAAGAAUACACUUUUCUAUAUUGUACAAAUAAAACAGUCAGAUAAAUCACAAAAAAUAAACAUUUAUACUAUUCUGUAAAUACGA